AUGUUUAAGAAAAGAGCUAAAUUGUCCGGUGGAGUAGAUUCUAAAAGACGUAAGUUGGUAGAACCAUCACAGGUGAAAAAGGCAAAUGAAAAUGAUAAGAGAAAAAAUGAUCAAAACGAUGAACAACCAAAUAUGACAAAUAAGUGUAGGGAGACUGAUGCAGUUAUUACUUCUACUACUACUACAUAUGUAGAUUCAGAAAUUUCUAAAAAGAAAAAAGAUGUUGCACAUGAAUAUCUGGGCCUAUCUGAAGCUGAAAAGCAGGAGGAGACUGCUUCACAAGAUGAGAUACAAGCCACUAUUAAAACAUUUUUAAAUAAACCAAAAUUGACGGGGAGUAGUAAACAAAUCAAACAGGCGUCCAAUUUGAAAAGCACGGUGUUAAUGGACUAUCAGCCAGAUAUCUGUAAAGAUUUUAAACAGACAGGGUAUUGUGGAUAUGGUGAUAACUGCAAGUUUUUGCAUUCUCGUGACGAUUUCAAGACGGGUUGGAAGUUGAAUAAAGACUGGGAGGCGUUCCAGCAACACAACCAACGGGAUGCAAACCUUAUUGCUGCUGCCAACACUAUCAGGCCUGGUGGUGAUUUACAAAAGGUGGUCGAGGAGACGAUUGAGAAGACAAUCAAGGACAUUCCAUUCAAAUGUGUCAUAUGUCGCAACGAUUACAAGAACCCCGUUGUCACCUCCUGUGAACAUUACUUCUGUAACAAGUGUUUUUUCCGAAGAAUCAAGGACACAGGCAACAAAAAAUGUGUGAUAUGUGGCCACGACACAAAGGGCAGUGCAAAAGUUGCCGCCAAUCUGCAACAAAUAUUGAAAUUACAACAACAACAAAAGGAAGAAAAGGAAGAAAAAAAAGGAAAAAAAGAAAAAAGGGUAGAAUGA
Arxiozyma heterogenica is the source of this 885-nucleotide messenger RNA. RefSeq names its product U2-type spliceosomal complex subunit CWC24 (gene CWC24). Gene Ontology annotation, cellular component: U2-type spliceosomal complex. Bases 1 to 885 code for a protein of 294 amino acids. The record is from RefSeq and is a predicted model, not a curated record. NCBI's taxonomy places the organism in Eukaryota, Fungi, Ascomycota, Saccharomycetes, Saccharomycetales, Saccharomycetaceae. Gene Ontology annotation, molecular function: metal ion binding. Gene Ontology annotation, biological process: snoRNA splicing. The transcript has a single exon.